CCCCUCCCGAAUCCCAACUCAGGCAGCGGAGCAAAAGAAAAGAAGAAUACCAAGGAAUCAGGAAACACUGAGAAAUAGUAGAAGAGAAAAGAAACUAUCAUUGUAAAGAAAGAUGCAGACCUGAGGGUGAUUCCCCAUCCUCCCGGCCUGGCGAAGUGAGACUAAACAGCGUGCCUUGAGGAAGACUGAAGGGAAGAGGGACGAUGGGGUUCGGACGGGACCUGCGGAACUCCCACGACGGGCUGUUGAAGCUGCAGGACUGGGAGCUGAAGCUGCUGGAGACGGUGAAGCGCUUCAUGACGCUACGGGUGAAGAGCGACAAGGAGUACGCCUCACUUCUCCUCAACAUCAGCCAGCAGGUGGACAAGCACGACAACUCCUCCCAGAUGGACUACAUCAGCAACGUCUCCAAGUCUUGGGCCCACAUGGUCCAGCAGACAGAACAGCUGAGUAAGAUUAUGAAGUGUCACGCAGAGGAGCUGAACUCGGGCCCUCUGCACAGACUCACUAUGAUGAUCAAAGACAAGCAGCAGGUCAAGAAGAGCUACCAGAGCAUCCACACACAGAUCGAGUCCGAAAUGAACAAGGUGACAAAAAGCGACCUAGAAAAGUUGAAAGGCACCUAUAGACAAUUAACAAAGGAUGCUCACAGUGCCAAAGAAAAAUACAGAGAAGCAAUGGUGAAAGGCAAGGAGCCGGAGAAGGCGAGGGAGCGCUACGACAAGACCACCAUGAAGCUCCACAACCUCCACAACCAGUACGUGCUGGCGGUGCGGAGCGCCCAGCUCCACCAGGAGCACUACCACGACACCACGCUGCCCCUCCUCCUCGACUCCCUGCAGAAGAUGCAGGAGGAGAUGAUCAGUGCACUGAAGGGGAUUUUGGAGGAAUACAGUGAAAUCACCAGUCUCUUAACUGAUGAAAUAGUGAAGGUCCACAAAGAAAUCCACACCUCCAUCGACCAAAUUGACCCUGUGUCAGAGUAUGAACACUUCAUUGAGGUCUACAGGUCUCCAGAAACCAAAGAACCGAAUGUAGAAUUUGACAUUUCACUGUUGGAGGAAACAGAGAAUCUUCAAGCAAACGAGAUCCUAUGGAACAAUUUGACUGCAGACAGUUUACAAGCGAUGCUGAAAUCCACAUCAGAUGAGCUGGUCCUCACUCAGCAGAGCCUACGCAGCAAGGAGGAGCUCAUGCAGGACCUGGAGAACAAGAUCGAGGAGUCCACCAGAACAUGUGAAAAGAAGUCUGAUGCGGUUCUGCUGCUCAGUCAGAAGCAGUCUCUGGAGGAGCUGAGGCAGACUGUCCAGUUGCUGUGCUGCACCGAGGCCAAGCUGGGCGCCCAGAAGGACCUGCUCGACCACAAGAUGCAGAAGAACGAGGGCAAGGAGCUGCCCCCCAUGGUCAACUACGAGGACGACGCGCGCUCAGUAAACUCCAUGGACAAAGACAAAGGCAAAGACAAGAUUUCAAAGUUGGACACCUUGCGUCAUUCCAUCGCCGGUAUCAUCCGCUCUCCGAAAUCUGUCCUUGGAUCAUCAUCUCAGUUUUUCGACGUGAUCCCGACCAGUGAGAAGCCCCUGGGGGACCAGGAGUGGUACCACGGGGCCAUCCCCAGGACCGAGGCCCAGGAGCUGCUCAAACAGCAGGGCGACUUCCUAGUCCGGGAGAGCCAUGGCAAGCCUGGCGAGUACGUCCUGUCUGUCUUCUCCGACGGACAACGGAGACACUUCAUCAUCCAGUUUGCAGAUAACCAGUAUCGUUUUGAAGGCACUGGCUUCCCGACCAUUCCUCAGUUAAUUGAACAUCAUUACACUACAAAGCAAGUCAUUACCAAGAAGUCUGGGGUGGUGCUUUUAAAUCCAGUCGUCAAGGAUAAAAAAUGGAUACUCAACCAUGAGGAUGUUAUUCUUGGAGAGCUUCUUGGCAAAGGCAACUUUGGUGAGGUAUUCAAAGGAACAUUGCGGGACAAGACUCCUGUGGCAGUCAAAACAUGUAAAGAGGAUCUUCCACAGGAGCUGAAGAUCAAAUUCCUAUCAGAAGCCAGGAUCCUCAAGCAAUAUGACCAUGCAAACAUUGUGAAGUUGAUAGGCGUUUGCACACAACGGCAGCCUAUUUACAUUGUGAUGGAGCUAGUGCCAGGAGGGGACUUCUUGUCAUUCCUCCGGAAGAAGAAGGAAGACCUGAAGACCAAGCAGCUGGUGAAGUUUGCUUUAGAUGCAGCUGCAGGAAUGGCUUACCUCGAGCUUAAAAACUGCAUCCACAGGGAUCUGGCGGCCAGGAACUGUCUGGUGGGAGAGAGCAACCUGCUGAAGAUCAGCGACUUUGGGAUGUCAAGACAAGAGGAUGAUGGGAUCUACUCGUCGUCCGGCCUCAAACAGAUCCCAAUCAAGUGGACGGCUCCAGAGGCAUUAAAUUAUGGGAGAUACAGCUCGGAGAGUGACGUGUGGAGCUAUGGCAUCCUCCUAUGGGAAACGUUUAGUCUAGGAGUGUGUCCUUACCCUGGGAUGACCAACCAGCAGGCCAGAGAGCAAGUGGAGAAAGGCUACAGAAUGUCCUGUCCACAAAAGUGCCCUGAGGAGGUUUACAAAGUCAUGCAGAAGUGCUGGGAGUACAAGCCUGAAAACCGGCCAAAGUUUGCCGACCUUCAGAAAGAACUGGCCUCGGUCAAGAAAAAAUAGCACCCAGGUAGGGGAAGGGGGACCAAGUCAUGCAUCACCUCCAGGGAAUCAUCCCCUUACAACCUGAAAGAAACACCACAGAACGUUAUAUCCUUGAUGCUACUUGUCGUGAUUGUAUUUACGGUCUAUACUUUGUCACAAAAUCACUGUGUUAUUUGCCUAUGCAACUGUUUUGAGCCAUUAUCAAGGAGAGAGGUCUCUGCUUAGCUUGGAUCAUUGUCAAAAUAUGACUGUAUUUCUUUUAAGGACAUUUCUCUUUUAUUUCUGUUCCUUUCUUUCACCUCCUACUGAACCUCAGUAAACUUCAGGUAUUUUGAGACAAAACCAUGCAAACAUGGUAAGAUCAUGUGUACAAUACAUAAAACGAUCAUGCUCCGUUGCACAUAUAGUGAGCUCAAACAGUAUUGGGACAGUGACAAAUGAUAUUUGUGCAUCAUUGUUCACGAUUCAUUCAGGAUUAUCUGUAAUCAUGGU
This is a messenger RNA of Coregonus clupeaformis (lake whitefish), 3155 nucleotides long. It is a transcript of the gene fer, whose product is annotated as fer (fps/fes related) tyrosine kinase. Bases 204 to 2681 code for a protein of 825 amino acids. The record is from RefSeq and is a predicted model, not a curated record. Gene Ontology annotation, biological process: regulation of mast cell degranulation; Fc-epsilon receptor signaling pathway; cell adhesion. The transcript is spliced from 19 exons. NCBI's taxonomy places the organism in Eukaryota, Metazoa, Chordata, Actinopteri, Salmoniformes, Salmonidae. Gene Ontology annotation, molecular function: ATP binding; non-membrane spanning protein tyrosine kinase activity.